Anopheles nili is the source of this 1100-nucleotide messenger RNA. RefSeq names its product peroxiredoxin 1. Gene Ontology annotation, cellular component: cytosol. Gene Ontology annotation, biological process: cell redox homeostasis; response to oxidative stress; removal of superoxide radicals. Gene Ontology annotation, molecular function: thioredoxin peroxidase activity. The transcript is spliced from 2 exons. The coding region runs from base 112 to 699 and encodes 195 amino acids. Lineage: Eukaryota; Metazoa; Arthropoda; Insecta; Diptera; Culicidae. The record is from RefSeq and is a predicted model, not a curated record.
GUUCGCACGCUAGUUCAAACUGCCGGCAUUUUUGUACUGCGCCGACGAAGUGUAGUUUGUGUAAUUUUCUCGUCUCGUAUUUCGUCGUGAAUCAUCCGCAGCAAGCACACCAUGCCUCUGGAACUACAAAAACCCGCACCCGCCUUCUCCGGCACCGCCGUGGUCAAUGGACAGUUUAAAGAAAUCAGCCUCUCGGAUUACGCCGGCAAGUACGUGGUGCUGUUCUUCUAUCCGCUCGAUUUCACCUUCGUGUGCCCGACGGAAAUUGUCGCCUUUUCCGAUCGCGUGAACGAGUUCCGGCAGAAAAACUGCGAGGUGAUCGCCUGCUCGACCGACAGCCAUUUUGCCCAUCUGGCCUGGAUCAACACGCCGCGCAAGCAGGGCGGUUUGGGUGAGCUGCAGAUCCCGCUGUUGGCGGACAAAUCGAUGAAGAUCGCCCGGGACUACGGGGUGUUGCAGGAGGAAACCGGUGUUCCAUUCCGCGGUCUGUUCAUCAUCGAUGGCAAGGGUAAUUUGCGCCAGAUGACGGUAAAUGAUCUUCCGGUUGGACGCAGUGUUGAUGAAACGCUGCGCCUGGUAGAGGCGUUUAUCUUCACCGACACGAACGGUGAGGUGUGCCCGGCAAACUGGAAGCCAGGCAGCAAGACGAUGGUUGCCGAUCCGCACAAGUCCAAGGAGUAUUUCAACGCCGUCAACUAAAUUGGGUCGAACCAUUCGAGGCUGCAGCGUGGAGUGUUGGUUAGCCAGUAGAGUCUCUUCCUUUAUCGUCACUGUAACAUGUUAACGAAAGAAUCUAUCUCAUUCGGUUGGCGUUAUCAUCAUCAUCCCGCCGGUGAAAACAUGCGCGAGCGAGCGUGAAGUGGCAUCAUACCCCUUUCCCUGUCCGCAUCGAUUCCAUUUUCCACUCAAAAAAAAAAACCUCCUUAUGAUCAGCUUCAGCAGAACAAUAUCAUGCAGGUAGAACCUGGGAGAAAAGCGCUCUAAAAGAGAACCAAGCCAAUAAGCUAAGGAAACCAAUCGGAAAGUAUAAUACGAAUAUCAUGUAAAACCCAUGAGCUGAGAGCAAUAAAAUGGAGCAAAAGUAUUGAUUAUUUUGUAGA